AUGUCUUCUCCUAUCUUCUUCGGGGAGAGACCCAAAGGACCAUUCUUGGGUCGAACAUUGGAAGCAUGGCUUCUUCGAUGGCGCUCUGGGUUUAGGGUUUUGGAGGGAGUCCGUUGCCCAUACUUGGCGGACUAA
Molecule: messenger RNA, 135 nt
Organism: Prunus armeniaca (apricot)
Lineage: Eukaryota; Viridiplantae; Streptophyta; Magnoliopsida; Rosales; Rosaceae
Source: the annotation of a GenBank genome assembly